GCCUCACUCCUUUCGCCCCGCCCCUUCCUCCUCCCGAGUCUCCGGCAUUGUGGUGUCCACUCCGCGGCUGCUUUCUCCGCGCUCAAACCAGGCCGACAGACGCCGCACAAUGGCUCUCCACGUCCCCAAAGCACCGGGCUUCGCCCAAAUGUUGAAAGACGGCGCUAAGCACUACUCAGGUCUUGAAGAGGCAGUCUUUCGCAACAUCAGAGCCUGUAAGGAACUUUCCCAGACAACACGCACAGCUUACGGGCCCAAUGGCAUGAAUAAAAUGGUCAUCAACCAUUUGGAGAAGCUGUUUGUUACUAAUGACGCUGCCACCAUCCUCAGAGAGCUGGAAGUGCAGCAUCCAGCCGCCAAAAUGAUCGUCAUGGCGUCCUACAUGCAAGAGCAAGAGGUGGGAGACGGCACCAACUUUGUGCUGGUGUUUGCCGGCGCCCUGCUGGAGCAGGCUGAGGAGCUCCUCCGAAUGGGCCUCUCCGUGUCCGAGGUGAUUGAAGGCUACGAUAAGGCCUGCAAGAAGGCCCUGGAGAUCCUGCCCGACUGUGUGUGUUCCUCGGCCAAGAACCUCCAUGACACGAAGGAAGCCACAGCGUUGAUUCGCACGGCCGUCAUGAGCAAACAGUACGGAAACGAGGACUUCUUGUCAAGCCUCAUCGCCCAGGCGUGUGUGUCCAUCCUGCCAGAGUCUGGCAGCUUCAACGUGGACAACGUCAGAGUGUGCAAGAUUCUGGGUUGUGGAGUGACGGCCUCCUCCGUGCUGCACGGCAUGGUGUUCAAAAAGGAGUUGGAGGGAGACAUCACUUCGGUUAAGGACGCCAAGAUCGCCGUCUUCUCCUGCCCCUUUGACUGCAUGGUCACGGAGACCAAGGGCACGGUGCUGAUCAACAACGCCAAGGAGCUGAUGGACUUCAGCAAGGGGGAGGAGGACAUGAUGGAGGCACAGGUGAAGGCCAUCAAGGAGGCGGGCGCCAACGUGGUGGUCACGGGCGGCAAAGUGGCCGACAUGGCGCUGCACUACGCCAACAAGUACAAGCUCAUGGUGGUCAGGCUGAACUCCAAGUGGGACCUGAGGAGGUUAUGCAAGACGUUGGGAGCUGUAGCUCUGCCCAGGCUGACCGCACCCACCCCUGAGGAGAUGGGUCACUGUGACAGCGUUUACCUGACGGAGGUGGGAGACACACAGGUGGUGGUCUUCAAACACGAGAAGGAAGACGGCGCCAUCUCCACCGUGGUGAUCAGGGGUUCCACUGAAAAUCUGAUGGACGACGUGGAGCGAGCCGUUGACGACGGAGUCAACACCUUCAAGGUCCUGGUCAGGGACAAGCGUCUGUUACCUGGAGCAGCGGCCACGGAGAUCGAGCUGGCCAAGCAGAUAACCUCGUAUGGAGAGACCUGCCCGGGUCUGGAUCAGUACGCCAUCAAAAAGUUUGCAGAGGCCUUUGAGGCGUUUCCGCGCGCCCUGGCCGAGAACUCUGGCGUGAAGGCCAACGAGGUCAUCUCCAAAAUGUACUCAGCGCAUCACGAGGGGAACAAGAACAUCGGCUUUGAUAUCGAGGGAGAAGGCCCGUCGGUGAAGGAUGUCGUGGAGGGCGGAAUCCUGGAGCCAUACCUGGUCAAACACUGGGGCAUCAAGCUGGCCACCAACGCCGCCAUCACAGUCCUCCGAGUGGACCAGAUCAUCAUGGCUAAGCCCGCGGGGGGCCCCAAGACUCCCCAGCAGAGGGGCCACUGGGACAAAGACGACUGGGACGAGGCGCCCGAUCAAUUUGACACUCACCACUAGUCAAUCAUCAUGGCCAAGCCGGCCGGAGGACCCAAACCUCCGCAGGGCAAGAAGGACAUGGAUGAAGACGACUGAGCAUCUACUUUUUUUUAUUUUUUUUUUUUCCCCCACUCCUCGUUUAUUUAACAUGCAGCAGUUAAGUUUCUUUUGUAAACGGUCCUCACAGCAACAGUAGGGAAGAGCUCUGAUGGCUUCUUACGUUGUUCCUCACAAAUAAACGGCACUUGCGCUGA
This is a messenger RNA of Nerophis ophidion (straightnose pipefish), 2019 nucleotides long. RefSeq names its product T-complex protein 1 subunit theta. Gene Ontology annotation, biological process: protein folding. The record is from RefSeq and is a predicted model, not a curated record. The transcript is spliced from 16 exons. Gene Ontology annotation, cellular component: chaperonin-containing T-complex. Gene Ontology annotation, molecular function: ATP-dependent protein folding chaperone; ATP hydrolysis activity; ATP binding. Lineage: Eukaryota; Metazoa; Chordata; Actinopteri; Syngnathiformes; Syngnathidae. Bases 110 to 1786 code for a protein of 558 amino acids.